AUGUUGGCGGAGUGCCCUCGUAUGAUUGGCGAGCAGAUACAUGGAUAUGUGCUCAAGGUAAUGGGUUCGCAGAGCGUCUAUGCAUCCACUGCACUGAUCGACUUCUACUCGAGGUACGGUGAUUUUGACAUGGCGAAGAAGGUGUUUGAAAAUCUUGACUCCAAGAACGUGGUGUCGUGGUGCUCCAUGAUGCAGCUGUGCAUUAGGGAUGGAAGGUUGGAAGAUGCACUGCGAGUGUUCAGUGAGAUGAUUUCAGAGGGCGUUGAACCAAAUGAGUUUGCAUUUUCAAUUGCUCUCGGGGCUUGUGGGUCUGUUUGUCUGGGGCGUCAAAUUCACUGCUCAGCCAUCAAGCGCAACUUAAUGACUGACAUCCGAGUAUCAAAUGCUUUACUCUCUAUGUAUGGUAGGAGUGGUUUUGUUUCAGAACUCGAGGCUGUGCUUGGCACGAUUGAAAAUCCUGAUCUUGUUAGCUGGACAGCUGCCGUUUCUGCAAACUUCAAGAAUGGUUUCAGUGAGAAGGCCGUAGCAUUGCUUCUUCAGAUGCAUUCAGAAGGUUUUACGCCAAAUGACUAUGCCUUCUCUAGUGGUCUGAGUUCUUGUGCAGACCUGGCAUUGCUGGAUCAAGGAAGGCAGCUUCAUUGCCUAGCAUUGAAACUGGGGUGUGACUUCAAAGUUAGUACUGGGAAUGCACUAAUUAACAUGUAUUCCAAGUGUGGUCAAAUUGGAUCUGCUAGGCUUGCAUUUGAUGUCAUGAAUCUUCAUGAUGUCAUGUCUUGGAACUCACUGAUUCAUGGCCUCGCACAGCAUGGAGACGCAAACUUGGUACGGGAGGCAUUCAUUGAGAUGUGUUCAAGUGGUUGGCAGCCAGACGAUUCAACAUUUCUGGCAGUCCUGGUAGGGUGCAAUCAUGCAGGCCUGGUAAAGGAAGGGGAGACAUUCUUCAGACUAAUGACUCAUCAAUAUGGUCUCACACCGACCCCUUCUCACUAUGCAUGCAUGAUCGACAUGCUGGGUCGAAAUGGCAGAUUCGAUGAAGCGCUACGCAUGAUCGAAAAUAUGCCAUUUGAGCCUGAUGUUUUGAUCUGGAAGACACUAUUAGCAUCGUGCAAGCUGCACAGGAAUCUUGACAUUGGGAAGCUCGCAGCAGACAAGCUGAUGGAGCUUUCAGAAAGAGACUCCGCGAGCUACGUGCUGAUGUCAAACCUGUACGCGAUGCACGAAGAAUGGCAGGAUGCCGAGAGGGUGCGUCGGAGGAUGGAUGAAAUUGGGGUGAAGAAGGAUGCCGGUUGGAGCUGGAUCGAGGUCAAGAACGAGGUCAGCACCUUUGUUGCAAGAGACACGUCUCAUCCAGACUCCGCAUCCAUCUAUCAGAUGCUUGCAGAGCUCGUUGUUGUGCUGCGAGAUACAGAGUUAGAUGUUCAUAUGCAGAUUUAG
This is a messenger RNA of Miscanthus lutarioriparius, 1434 nucleotides long. The record is from the annotation of a GenBank genome assembly. Lineage: Eukaryota; Viridiplantae; Streptophyta; Magnoliopsida; Poales; Poaceae.